This is a messenger RNA of Bufo gargarizans (Asiatic toad), 1713 nucleotides long. RefSeq names its product interleukin 1 receptor associated kinase 4 (gene IRAK4). Gene Ontology annotation, biological process: protein phosphorylation; signal transduction. The record is from RefSeq and is a predicted model, not a curated record. Lineage: Eukaryota; Metazoa; Chordata; Amphibia; Anura; Bufonidae. The coding region runs from base 165 to 1526 and encodes 453 amino acids. Gene Ontology annotation, molecular function: ATP binding; magnesium ion binding; protein serine/threonine kinase activity. The transcript is spliced from 12 exons.
ACCACGUGACAUGUGUGGCCAGAGCUGCUGGGUGCAGCACUGAAGGGGUGCCCUCUGCUGGAGUUUCCAGUAUUGUGAAAGCGGAGAGGAUGCGGAAAUCUCCUGCUCUCACAUCCCUGUAUCCGUGAUCGGUGCGGGUGGCAGGACCUCAGCUGGACGUGAACAUGAGUAAGACUAUAUCACCAUCCACUUAUGUCCGUAACCUCAGCCCUGGACUUCUCCGUCAGUUGGCUGAUUUUCUUGAUCCCCAAGAAGGAUGGAAAAGACUGGCUGUUGACAUAAAGAAAUCUUCAGGAGAGUCUCGUUAUACACAGUUUCAUAUAAGGCGCUUUGAAGGGGUUAUUCAGAAGGGUAAAAGCCCUACACAUGAGUUGCUUUAUGACUGGGGGACAACAAACUGCACGGUGCAAGAUCUCGGUGACCUUCUGCGGAGGAAUGAAUUCUUGACGGCAGCUUCCCUUUUUCCAUGUGCAGAGACAGCAACAAGAUCUCGAUGUCAAACUCUUCCUAUGGAUGAAUUGCAGGCACCACAGACAACUUUUGAGACGAGUAGCAAAACGGAAUAUGGAAACCCUGUUUCUGAAAGCACAGAAGCAGAAGAAAAUGACGAAGAGACAUCAGGUUUUGGCAUUUUUUCCUUUAACCAGCUGAAGAGAAUUACAAGAGACUUUGAUGAUCGACCACUUUCUGAUGGAGGAUGUAAAAUUGGAGAGGGUGGCUUUGGAGUUGUUUUCCAGGGCCACUUGAAGGGUGAAAAAGUGGCAGUGAAAAAACUGACGACUAUGGCUGAUGCUAGUUUGCAAGAACUUCAAGAUCAGUUUGAACAAGAAAUAAAAACAAUGGCUCGAUGUCACCAUGAAAACAUUGUAAAACUACUUGGCUUCUCCAAUGAUGGUGCCAGUUACUGCCUGGUCUACACAUUUAUGUCCAAUGGAUCUUUACUGGACCGGCUGGCUUGUGUGAAUAGCACAGAUCCAUUGUCCUGGAGUAGGAGAUGUAGUAUUGUACUGGGAACAGCACAUGGAAUCAAAUAUUUGCAUGAAAACAACCACGUCCACAGAGACAUUAAAAGUGCAAAUAUCCUUCUGGAUGAUAGUUUUACUCCUAAAAUCUCUGACUUUGGCCUUGCGAGAGCAACUGGGCACCUGGCAAGGACCAUGAUGACCGAAAGAAUUGUAGGCACCACAGCAUACAUGGCCCCAGAAGCCCUACGGGGAGAAGUCACUAUAAAAUCUGAUAUAUUCAGCUUUGGAGUGGUAUUGUUGGAAAUAAUCUCUGGACUUGCACCAUGUGAUGAGGAUCGGAAUCCAGCAUUACUGCUUGACAUCAAAGAAGAAAUUGAGGAGGAAGAAAAAACUCUUGAGGAAUAUGUGGAUAUAAAGAUGGAAGAUGCAGAGCUCCACGUCAUAGAAAAAAUGUACUGCAUUUCUAGUCAGUGCUUGAACCAAAUAAAAAAUAAGAGGCCAAACAUUAACACGGUGCUGCAUGACUUGGGAAAUAUCACCUGCAUCCAUUCUGGGUCCUGACUUGUGCUACAUUUUUUGCAUAUAUAUAUAUUUCAUAUAUUUUUAUUUAAAUAGAUUGUAAUAUUUGACAUUUUGUUUCCAAAUAUAUGAAAGCCAAACAUUAAUAAAGAGGCCCUAGGAAGGAAAGAAAGUGAACGUCUUUGGGGUGUAAGGUUGGAAUCGCAAAUUAAAGUUUUUGGUGCAGUGA